AGAGAGAGAGAGAGAGGAGGGCAAGAUUCCGCGAUGUGCGUGACGGGGAAGACGUACGAGCAAGAAAUGGAUGGGAAAAGUACGUUCGAAUCUCAGCCCGCUCUGCCCCGUAAAUAGCGUUUUGUACCCCCGUCACGUGAAAUCGAUAUCCCUUAAGAGCCGGUCCGUGAGGUCGUUCGUCAGAACGGUGCACCCUGUUUCACCCGCGCUCCCGGAAGAGGAGGGGAACGCGCGCCGGUCCGCGGGGAGGCUCUGCUGCGGGUGGUGGACAAAACGCGGACGGGGUGGCUGAAUAAAAGAAGAUGCACAGGAAGGGGCUAACGUUUCUCACCGACAUGGGACUGCUAAUGUUCUUAGCAGUAACAGCCUCUCUGCUGGGUUACUGCCAAACGGACGAAAAAGUGUCGUUUUACGGGGCGAGCUACAUCCAUCUUCCGGUUCAAGAGGCCAAGGGUGCUACUGACAUCAGUUUCCGGUUCCGAACUCAUCUCGCCGACGCCAUGCUGCUAUUGGCCGCCGGCAAGACGGAUUACUGCCUGAUCAAACUCGAAACCGGCAGAUUGAAGGUUCACAUUAAUCUGGGUGCGGGCGAGAACGAGAUGGCGAGCGCCCGCGGAUUGACACUGAACGACCUCAGUUGGCACGAGGUCAAUUUGACGAGACGCGAGGCCAACGUCACCCUGCAGAUCGACGUGAUACACAUAGAGAGAUCCCACCUACCGGGCCGCUACUUCGAGCUAAACAUACAGUACGGGGUCUUCAUCGGCGGACAAGGCGACUUCAACGAGCUAUUUCUAGGACACACGGAUUAUCUGAGGGGAUGCAUGGCCGACAUAAUCUACAACGGCGCCGGAGUUAUAGAAUACGCCAGGUCGAGGAAGGGCCAGUCGGAGGCAACAGCCGUAACGUGGGGCUGCUCGCCGGAAUUCGACGCCACGAGGAGCACGGAAGUCAGCUUCGUCGAGGACGGAGCAUUCGUCGCCAUUCCACGACCCAUCCCGCGUUCCGGCUCGAGAUGGGAAUUCGAGCUGAAGACCGGCUCCGACGGCGGCCUGUUGCUCUACAACACCGGCCAAUCGUCCUACGCCGAUUAUCUCGGCAUCGAAUUGUUUGAAGGCAAGAUUCGGCUGCUGAUGAACAAGGGGAACGGCCCGUCCGAGCUGAUACACGGCACCGUGGUGGCCGACGGCAAAUGGCACAGCGUCGUCGUGGACUUCAACCCGAGCGGUAUCGGCAUCGCCGUCGACCGUCACGAAAAAACGAUGGCUUUGCCGUCCGGUGGCAAUCGUUUCCUCGACCUGGCCGACACGCUGUACAUCGGCGGCACGGAGCUGAACAAACGCGCCCGUGCGCUCGGCAAGGGUCUCCGGUCGGGCGACGUGAGUUACAAGGGCUGCAUACGGAACAUGGUGCUCGACAACAAGGACCUCGGUCUACCGGACGUUAAGGUCAGCCAGGGUGUCGUCGUGGGCUGCGUAUGGGGCUUCCCGUGCGUCGAGGCCGACCCGUGCGUAACCGGCGCUACGUGCUCGCAGCUGGGCGUCAGCUCGUUCAAGUGCAACUGCGAGCAAUCCCUGUGCGUCAAGCCGAAUCACGCCGACGAUUACAAGAUCUACUCCAACGGCACUCUGCCCGUAAACCUGGAGAUUCUCUCGCUGAGUCCACUUUUGGUUUCCGAGGGGGAGCAUGUUCUGGUAACGAGCAAAAAUAUCGGGAUGGUGCUGGACAUCGCUAAAUACGGCGUGGGGGAGGAGGGUGUUAUAUUCACCUUGGUGACGCCGCCAACUUACGGCACAUUGGCGCUCGACCUGCUAACGACUCGGAGUGACCACUCCUUCACGUUACAGGAUAUCAAUCAAGACAAGAUACAGUAUAUGCACGACGGUAGCGAAACCACAGAGGACAGCAUGAUUCUGGAACUGACAUUGGUGGCCGGGACAGGCUACACGCUGCCAGGAUACCUCCAAGGACGCCUCAGUUUUCCUCUUCACGUUAAUGUCACUCCUGUCAAUGACCCUCCAUUGCUCGAGAUACCGACCGCGAAAGUGCUGCGUCUAGCUCAAGGCACGAGAAAAACACUGACCAAGGAGUUAAUAUGGGCCAUAGACGCCGACACUCCUUCGGAAAUGCUGAUCUACACGGUUUUACGCGCGGAUACCGACGCAGGACACAUCGAGAGAGUCACCACUCCGUUCCGACCUAUCGACAUGUUCACGCAGGCCGAACUGAUACAGGGUCUCAUCGCGUACGUGCAUCGUGGAAAUGCCAAGCCGAACGCGAUGCUGGGCCUGCAAGUGAGCGACGGCAUCGAGAGCAGUCAACCGGCGUACCUGCGCGUAUCGGCUUAUCCGUUGCAGAUCAAGCUGACGCACAACACCGGCCUCGUUGUGGUACAUCGUUCGUUCUCCUACCUGACGCCGGCGAAUCUCUCGUUCGCUACCAAUUCCGACGACAACACCAUCGAUAUCCGUUACGACAUCGUCUCGCUGCCGCAGCACGGUGUUUUGCAAAAGCUCAGGGACGUCACCGGCGUCUGGACGAACGUGGACCACUUCACCAGUCGGGACGUGGAGUCGCACAUCGUUCGCUACCUCCACAACGUCGGCAGUCCUAAUCAGGACGAAUUCAAGUUCCAGGCGAGCGUGCGCGAAGUGAAGACGCAACAGACCUACGACUUCCGUAUCACUUUCAUUGACCUCGAGCUGAGGGAAGGCAGAAGAGUGCCCGUUAAUCUCACCGGCACGUCGAACAUGACUAUCACGGGCAACCACUUGAGGUACCAGACGAAUCCAUUAGUUACGUCGCCGAGUAAAAUUGUUUUUACUCUCACCACGGGACCAAGAUACGGCAAUCUAUUUCUGUCCGAUCGCAAGCUCGGGACGGGCGACACCUUCACGCAGGAGGACGUCGAAGCCGGCAGGCUGAUCUACUAUCUGUUCCGACGGGCUUACUCCAAUAUUCUCGACGAAAUAACCUUUAAAGUCAAUGCACCCCAGUGCGUCGACAUACACGCCAACUUGAAGCUCCAAUAUCACGUCGGUAAGAACGUCGGCAAAUCGCUCGAGGGGCUGGAGAGCCUGAGGGUCGACGAGGGCUCGAAAGUGCCUCUGAGGAUCACGCAUAUGAAUCCGAAGGAAUACGGUAUAUCUUCCCUCGUGUAUAAUCUCACAAUAAAGCCGAAUCACGGCUGGCUCUCGAUCGCGAAUACCUCGCGAUCGCAGGAACAAAGAAAUGUCUCGUCCUUUACGUUCGAGAAUUUGUUGACGCAGACGGUAUACUACGUGCACGACGACUCCGAGACGAAAGAGGACUCCUUCGAGUUCGUGGCGGUGUCCCUGGAUGCCGUGGACUUUAUGUACGUCGGGCAAUUUCGCGUCGAGAUUAACAUGAAGAACGAUAAUCCGCCGGAACGUACGGUCGACCGGGUCUUCCACGUCGUGUCGAGGGGCGAGAAACUGAUUACCAGCAAGGAUCUCGCUUACAUGGACAAGGACAUCGGCACUAAAGCGAGCGAGCUCGUUUACACCAGGAGGGACGCCCGGAAGAGCGGAAUAUUCCGGAUUACCAAUCCCUCGGUGCAAAUACGCGAGUUCACGCAGCAGGACAUCAACGACGGCGCGAUACUUUUCCGGCAUUACGGUGACGAACGCGAGAAAAUCGAAUUCGGUAUCAGCGACGGUCACUUUUACAGAACCGGCGCUCUUGAGAUCCAAGCCAGCCCGCCCUACAUCAGAUUGCGCGAGAGCAACGGUUCGGUGGUCCAAUUCAACAAGUCCGUGGUGCUUCAUCCGAAGGAGUUGGAGAUAGAAACGAACGUGUACACCACCGAGAAAGACGUCAAGUACACCGUGUGGGAGAAACCAAAGCAUGGUAUACUGCUGAAGCACGGUAGAGAGUCCAACGGUUUCACGGAGGACGAUUUGCGGCACGGCACUGUCGCGUACAAGCAUCUCGGUGGAUCUCUCACGAAGGACGUCUUCAAGUUCAAAGUAUACGUGAAAGGUGCAGAGGCCGAAGGGGCGUUCGCGAUCAAGGUCUACCCGGAGAGCUACUGGGAGACGUUGAUCGUCCAAAAUAACAAGACAAUCUUCGUCGAGGAGGCUACGAGCGUGCUGCUGAGCCGAAAAAGCCUCGAGAUAAUGCAUCCGAAGAUAUCGCCGAGCGAGAUCGUUUACCACGUGCGAGAGUGGCCGGUGAACGGCUACUUGGACUUGCAGAUCCACGACGAGCACAGUGAGGAGACCAAGGAAGAGUACAGCGGCAACGCGGUGAAGCACUUCGAGCAGAGCCUCAUCAACGACGGUCGCGUCUUCUACGUUCAGUCGGUGAUGAAUCAAACGAACGAUCGCUUCGUCAUUGACGCGACCAAUGGCAUCACGUGGCUGCGCGGCCUGAGCGUGAACUUUGUCAUAGUGCCGGAGAAACUCUACGUCGAGGCGAAGAGCUUCGUCGUGGUGGAGGGAAAGAGCGUGAUACUGGACGAGUCGAACUUCUCGGUAGUUACGCCUUAUUACGCCGGCAAAGUGACGGAUUACAGGAUCGUGGAGAAGCCGAGGCACGGCACGAUCGUCGACUCCACGAAGAACGCCCAGGUGAAGAAAUUCUCGCAGAAGCAUCUGAAUGCCGCGGUCAUACUUUACAGGCACAACGGGGAUGAAUUCCCAAGGGAUGCCUUCAGGAUGGUCGUCACGGCUGGCGACAAGACCAGCGAGCCCUUUGACGUGCCGAUCACGGUUCAACCCGUCAACGACGAGAUCCCGGUGCUGGUGAACAGAACCAAGCUGAACGUCUGGCAAGGCGGGUCCGUCGUCGUGACAUCCGCGAAUCUGGCAGCCGUGGACAACGACACCGAGCCGUGGGAUAUCAUGUUCAACGUGACCGGAGCGAGGAACGGGUACAUCUCGUUAAUUAAUUCUCCCGAUACGGACAUCUAUAAUUUCACGCAAAGUCAAAUCAACGAAUCGCAGGUGGUGUUCACCCACACAAAUGGCUCCGACGGCGAGUUUAACUUCGUAUUGAGCGACGGCGUGCACACGACGGAGUCUUACACGAUCUUGGUCGCCACAAAGCCAGUUCGUCUGAACAUCGAGUACAAUAUGCCCCUUAACGUUUUCCCCCUUACCAGGAAAUUAAUAUCGGACAGGCUUUUAUUAACGACGUGUUCAGACGAAGCGAGAGAGAUUAGAUACACUGUGCGAAAUGGACCCCAUUUGGGCAAAGUUAUAAUGGAGACAAGUGAGGGCGUAUGGCUCGAGGUCGAGCGAUUUACUCAGAGAGAUAUAAACAAUAGCAAAGUGAUUUACGAGCACACCAAGCAGUUCAUGGACCUGACGGCCAACGACUCUUUUACGUUCGACGUGGAAGCACAUUUCGCUGGAACUUUAACAAAUCAGGUUUUCCAAAUAGAUAUAUCGGUUUCAAGCGGUGGCCUAGACAGAUAUAUCUUAGCGAAGAACGUGAGAGUCGUGGAGGGUGGAUCCGCGCAGGUCGUCAUGAACAUCAGCGACAUCGUGUCGUUCUUGCAAAUCAACGCUGGGAUCGAAUAUCCGGCGGUUCUCUCAAGAUUGGUUCAUCAGCCUAGCCACGGCCACGUGAUGCUUCUGCCGGAUUUGAACGUGACUACCUUCACGCAGCCGCAAAUCGAGGGUGGAAAGAUAGCUUACUACCACGACCACUCGGACACUCUAGAAGAUCGCAUACAAUUCUCCCUGUACUUGACACCCGGCCACGUGUUGCUCUGCAACACCAGCGUGCCCGUCAUCAUCGAGCCGGUCAACGACGAGCCUUUUAAGCUCGUCACGAACGCCCCGUACAUUACGGUCGUCCAGAAUCAAAAUCAGACCAUUACACAUGAGAAUCUCCUCACGACCGAUCCCGACACACCACCGGAGGAGAUCAUCUACGACGUGAUCUCGGGACCGACGUACGGCAGACUGCUGCUUCUAUCCUCCGACCAAAACACCUCGGAAGUGCGACAAGUGAACAAGUUCUCCCAGUACGACGUGGACUCCAAUCGAGUGGUGUACGAGCACAACGGGCCGCUGCAAGCCGCCUCCUUCUACUUCAGGGUCUGGGACGGUCAGUUCAAUCCAGCUUACACUGUCUUCAACGUCCACGUGCUGCCCAUACGUUUGAACGUGACGGUGCUCGGGCCGGUGAGCUUGCAGCAAGGCUCGAACGUGGCUCUCGUGUCUGAGAGCAACAUAAAACUCGACACGAACGCGCGGCAGGACCUGGUGACCUACGAAAUCACGACGCAUCCGAGGCACGGAGUGCUAUACGUGAGGGACAACGCCGCGGCGACCUUCAAGCAAACCGACCUGCUGUCGAAGAGCGUGAUGUUUAUGCAGACGGACAUGACGGUGUCGAACGACAGCCUGGAACUAUCGGCGCGCUUGAGCGGUUUCGAGCAGCAGCACAUAUGCGUGGACAUCAGAGUGAUGCCGCUCAUGAUCAUGAAUCCGAUGAUAGCAUUGGCGGGCGAGAAGAACCAAAUAACUCUCCGGUACCUGGACGCGACACCUUUGGCGAAGCUAACGACCAGCAAUCCUCUCUACAGCAUCGUGAGGAAACCAAAGUUCGGCAAGGUCAAAAGAAUCAUCAGGAGCUCCACGUCGUCCGGCGAGAAGAGAGGCACACGUGAGCGGGAGGUGGCGCGUUUCUCGCACCAGGAGGUCGUCUCUGGCGUGAUAUACCUCGUCUGCAGGAAAAUACCCUCGAUGGAGUAUGAAGGCAUCGCGGACAGCUUUAGUUUCAUCUUAGCGGCGUCCAUCUUCCAGCCGGCGGUGGGCGAUUUCGAGUUUCGGAUCAAACACGACACGGACGACGACAACAUCACCUUGGGCGGCCCGAUGGAUCCGGUCGGUCACGAGGGUGAGAUGGCAAUCGCGCCGAACAUGAGCAACGACUACCUGCUGAUCCUCGGUAUGUUGCUCGGCGUGUUCCUCCUCGGUGUGGUGGUGAUCAUCACGAUCAGGUGCCGGCACAACAGAUACAAGCACGCCGAGGAGGAGAAGCCGGAAAACACACCCGCCGUCGGCGUAAUGCCGCUUCCCAGACCUCCGGAUCAUCUAAUGCCUGCGACUCCGCACCUCAAGCCCUUCGGCAACGAUCACAAUAGCGUGACGGCCAGCACGCCUCUGCCAGUGUUACCGUCGACGUUGCCGCAAUGCAAGGUGAUACCGUUGAGUCCUCUGGAGAGCGGUUCAGAGGUCGACGUCUCCGCCAGGUAUCCUUACGGGGUGGCGGACGGCGACGAGUGGAGCAGCUUCGACACUUCCGAUCUACCUUGUCAGUCGGCCACAACUCAGAGGACCAAGAAGAACCCGUUGCUGAGGAGGGAUCAGUACUGGGUCUAGCAGGAGACGAACGCGUUGCGGCUCAUGCGAAGGAAGCCGUAGCGUCUCGCGAUGUGUUUCGUGCCAAACUGUAUCGAGACUAUCGUGGAUAUCACGGACUUAAUGUGCCUAAGGAAAGUGAAAUCUGCGACGGGAUUUACAAGAGUCGUUCGUCGAACCCCGGAAUCGUCGCAACGGACGCGUGAGAUCGACGGUGAACGACGUGAGAACGACAUGAAACUUCGAUGGUGCGGCAUGACCUCGGUGACUGUGUCGGCGUGUCGGUGCAUCGUCCGGUUGUAGUUUGGAGAAGAAUGACAAACGAAAAAUGAGAGAGAGAAAGAGAGAGAGAGAGAGAGAGAGAGAGAGAAAAGGAAAAACGAAGGAACUUCUAGACGGAGACCCUGCGGAUCGGACAGAGAACGAUCGGCGAUCGACGGACUCGCGAUCCGGAGGUAGUUCGCAGUGUCUCGUGUACUACUAGCCUAAAACGAUAUAAGCAGAAAUCUAGAGAACCUCCUUGAAUGUCACGACUAUCGCCGCUAUCACGAGCUCAAUGUGCCUAAGAGAUGUCUGACUCUGCCUGACAUUUUUCCACUAAUCGCAACGUCGAUUUUUCCUGUACGCCCCGCUCAACGUUCCUUCCCUACGGCAGAUCGAUAUACAUAUACCCGGCCGGCAGAUGAAAACGGCGAAUCACAAUUCUGUCCGCUGAAUGUCGGGACAGAUUCCUGCCGGUGAAAAUCACAGUCUCGAUUCUAAACCGGAAAAUCUGUCCGUCGGUUCACUGGCUCGUUUUAGAGUGCAGACCUUCAGAAGGAUCCGUAAUAAUAAAGUAAUUCUUUUACGUUUCUCUCGAUCCCUUCCCACUUUUUACACUUUUUGUAAACUUAGAACAGUAAGAAGUACCAAGUUACGAAAAUGGCAUUUAUCGAUCCCUACUGUCGUAAGUUUCAGGUGAAAUCAAAACCGAGGCGGAACUUUCGCUCUGCCUUAAGCUACAUAGACGAAGGCCAGGAUCGAGUAAACGGGAACAAUGCGGGAACUUUGCGACUACGAUCGUAAAACGAUCCGAUAUCUACGGCGCGAUUGUACAUCCGCGCGCUCCUCUUGCUCGUUUCUUGCCAUCAAAGCGCAACCGAAUGCAUUUAUAUUAACACAACUGUACUCCAGUUUGGACAUAUCUUUUUAUACCAUUGUAUUGCCCGAGUUGAGCUUUGAUUUUUCUCGAACGGUCUCGCGUGUACGGUUCAUUCUAUCCGGUUCCACUCCAACUAUCUCAGUGUUAUCCUUGGCUCAUAUCGUGCGAUUAAACGCACAUCGGCAAUUCAUGUUCGUUCACUCAUUCGUUCGUUCGUUCGUUCGGUCGGUCGCUGGUACGGUCAAAUCGCGUUUAUCUUUGCGUGACACGAAACGCGUUGAGUUAUGGUUCUCGUUAAAUAAUGUACGACGGAUAAAAAAAGUCGUAUCGACUGUUUACUGCAUCGCUGGUAAGAGCGAGACUGUCGGUCGAUAGCGUUAAUUCCACACCGCGAAUCAUCGUUUCUCAGCGUUUUCUUCACGACGAAACGUCACAACGAUUAUCUUUCAUGGGAUUACGUAGUAACGCCUAUGCGAGACGCGCAAUUCAUCCGUUUCCCGCGUUAUUCGUCUCUGUAGCGAGCGAUAGACAGUUUGCUUAAGCGACACCAGAUAACACGACUGUUCGACGUAUCUGAAAUUGCGAAUUAUCGUUAACGGUCUAAGUCCGUAAGCCGUUUUUUUACACGAGGCCGUAGAACUUUCCUACUACGAGUCGUUGACGCGCGGCGAGUUCGUAAUUCAUAAGCGAUGAACGGGGUUAUGUGUGUGUGUGCACGGUUCCGGUAUUACGAGAGAAAUUUAUUGACGGGGGCGUGUUGACGAGUUCGUUGAUUCUUAAGAGAAUUUUACGUUACGUUACCCUUAUACGCGAACUCACUUCAACAAAUCCGCUUCCGGCCAAUGCUUAAGCAAGCACGAUAGACGCGAUAGACGUUAUAAAUUAUCGUUUAGCUCGCGAUUUGUAAUUUAUACGAGGAGAUCGGGUGAGCGUUAGAUUUACGUCGCGACGAGCAUCGUGUUGUUAAAUAUAAAAAUUUCACGUCAAUGACAAACGAAGUUGUAACAUUUGGGGUAUCGAAUGACACAAAUUAAUUAGAAGUCACUGAAUGACCACAACAGCUUUUGACGCGAGUCUACUUUAUAUAAUUUGCUAGAAUUGCUUCUGUUAAGAUCAGAGAAUAUUGCUGUUUUAAAAUUCUCGAAAUAAAAUUUCGUACACUUUGCAAAUCCUCGAGCGAACGUCUGGCCGAAAGUGGAUUAACGGCGACUUCCUUGAAAAGAAUCUUAGAAGCGUAUCUAAUAAAGCAGUCUAAUGUGAAUGUUGAUUAUAGCGAUUGUAAUGAUAUAUAAUAUAUAUAUAUAAUGCGAACACACACUCCUACACACGCGUAGAACGUACUACCGUUCCAUGGAUUGAUAGCAUACGCAUUGAUAGAUUCUAAUUAAAGACGUUUUAUCGAAACAGAGAGAGAGAGAGAGAGAGAGAGAAAAGGAGAGAAAGAGAAAAUGAGAAAAAGAGAGAUACCCGUUCGUUGAUUCAUGAAUAUGCUAAAGACGAACCGUUAGGCUUUUUUACAUCCAUCAAAAACGAACUGAUCCGAGUGCCAAACUUCUAUAAUCUAUGAUAUUGCAUAAUUAUCAUAGGAAUGUAUUUUCCCUGCCGACUGAAUGCAUUACUCUUCUAAUUCUAAUAAAUUGAAUGUGCGAUGUUAAGUAAAUACAGUUUAAUUUAUUAUUUAGCACACAUUUUUAUGUGGCUUACUGUUUAAUGUGACAUUA
Harpegnathos saltator (Jerdon's jumping ant) is the source of this 10199-nucleotide messenger RNA. It is a transcript of the gene kon, whose product is annotated as chondroitin sulfate proteoglycan 4-like protein. Gene Ontology annotation, biological process: anatomical structure morphogenesis. The coding region runs from base 303 to 7358 and encodes 2351 amino acids. The record is from RefSeq and is a predicted model, not a curated record. NCBI's taxonomy places the organism in Eukaryota, Metazoa, Arthropoda, Insecta, Hymenoptera, Formicidae. The transcript has 11 exons.